ACACUGUGGAUGGUAUAUAAGACGCCUUGGGGAGGCACCCCAGUUCCUAGUGGCUAUCCCGUCUUGGCCAAAAUGAGGAGUCUCCUGUUGUUUGGUGCCAUUCUGGCUGUUGCGCUCGGCACCGAGACCUUUGUGGGUCACCAGGUGCUGAGGAUCUUUGCUGCAGAUGAGUUCCAAGUGGAGAAGGUGAAGGAGCUGGAAGCUCUCGAGCAUCUUCAGCUGGAUUUCUGGCGCCACCCAAUUCACUCUGAGUUCCCCAUAGACGUGCGUGUCCCAUUCGACAGCCUCCAAGGAGUCAAGGUGUUCCUGGAAUCCAAUGGCAUCCGUUAUUCCAUCAUGAUCGAGGACCUUCAGUCACUGGUGGAUGAGGAGAAGCUUUUCAUGUCCCGCCAACAUUUUAUGCCCCGGUCGAUUGAGACAUUUAACUAUGCUUCUUACCACAAUCUGGAUGAGAUCUACGAUUUCAUGGACCUCCUGGUGGGUGAAAAUUCCAAACUGGUCAGUAAAAUCCAGAUUGGGAAGAGUUACGAGGGCCGCCCAAUCAACGUCUUGAAGUUCAGCACCGGGGGAAGCAACCGGCCAGCGAUCUGGAUAGACACUGGCAUCCACUCCCGCGAAUGGGUCACUCAAGCCAGCGGAGUCUACUUUGCAAAGAAGAUCCUUGAAGGCUACGGAAAGGAUGCUUCCCUGACCUCCAUCCUGGACAACUUCGACAUCUUCCUAGAAAUUGUCACAAACCCAGAUGGGUUUGCCUUCACCCACUCCAAGAAUCGCAUGUGGAGGAAGACAAGGUCCCAGAACAGCGGGUCAUCCUGCGUCGGAGUAGACCCCAACAGGAAUUGGGACGCAGGAUUUGGAGAGGCUGGAUCCAGCGGGAAUCCUUGCACCGAGACCUACCGUGGACCCUACCCUAACUCUGAGCCUGAAGUGAAAGCCAUCGUGGACUUUGUGAAGAGUCACGGCAACAUCAAAGCCUUCAUCUCCAUCCACAGCUACUCUCAGCUUCUCCUUUAUCCUUAUGGCUACACCAGCAAGAAAGCAGCUGAUCAGGCAGAGCUGGACGCUCUUGCUCAGAAGGCAGUCGAGGCCCUUACUUCUCUCCAUGGAACCAAAUACAAAUAUGGUAGCAUCAUCACCACCAUCUACCAAGCAAGUGGUGGAACCAUCGACUGGACCUACGAACAAGGCAUCAAAUACUCUUACACCUUUGAGCUGCGAGACACGGGCCGUUAUGGGUUCAUGCUCCCUGCGAGCCAAAUCAUCCCCACCGCUGAGGAGACAUGGCUGGCCCUGAUGGUCAUCAUGGAACACACACGAGAUCACCCCUAUUAGAACCAAAAUAGGAACUGUCAUCUCAGGAGGCAACUUUGCAGCCAACACAAAGGAGCCUCCUUGCUAAUAAUAAACGCUUGGAAUGAGUACA
Molecule: messenger RNA, 1423 nt
Organism: Lacerta agilis (Sand lizard)
Lineage: Eukaryota; Metazoa; Chordata; Lepidosauria; Squamata; Lacertidae
Product: carboxypeptidase A1-like
Exons: 11
Coding region: 10-1332 (440 amino acids)
Biological process (GO): proteolysis
Molecular function (GO): zinc ion binding; metallocarboxypeptidase activity
Source: RefSeq, a predicted model, not a curated record